GUAUGAAGGCCAAGAUGGUGUUUGGAAUGUACCACGUCCAUGGUUCUACUUUGGAAAUGAUCAUGCAGACAAUGGACCCCGGACUAGAAUUUACCUCCUUAUGGACGAAGUUGAAAAAUUGAGAGGCAACGUCACCUUCGAGUCGAUGCAGUCAUAUGUGCAAGCUUGUCUCCGUGACGUGACUACAGUGGAUACUCAUAGUACCCGCACAGACAAUUCUCGUCGUCAAGAUAUGGCAGCUGUUAAAGUGCUGAGUACUCUUCUCAUGUACACGGAUGCGACGUACUUUGGGUUGCUGGCGCUCAGACAAUAUCUUUCUGAAGCCAGGAAAUCUAAGACACAGUUUCAGAAUACUGCAGCUCGAAUCGCUAACACAGGCUAG
Messenger RNA from Protopolystoma xenopodis, 382 nucleotides. The record is from the annotation of a GenBank genome assembly. Lineage: Eukaryota; Metazoa; Platyhelminthes; Monogenea; Polystomatidea; Polystomatidae.